Nelumbo nucifera (sacred lotus) is the source of this 977-nucleotide messenger RNA. RefSeq lists its product as uncharacterized. NCBI's taxonomy places the organism in Eukaryota, Viridiplantae, Streptophyta, Magnoliopsida, Proteales, Nelumbonaceae. The record is from RefSeq and is a predicted model, not a curated record.
AAAACAAAAUGCUUUCUACGGCAACUCUCCGCCGCCACUUUCCACAACUUCCAGUCGCACGAGCUUCUCCUUCGUCAGAUACGCCGGCGGUUUCCUCUGGUGUAUGGUCUAUGAUCAGGACUACGAAUGAAAGGAAUAACCUUGGUCUCUUCCAUUCCAUACUUGGCGCCAAAUCCAAAUCUCCCACGCAAGUUUACGCGGAGGUUUCUAAACAUGGCUCAGCAGUGAUAGAGUGGCUAGAUACUGUCAACAGUGACGAAGAAGGGGAAGCUCAUAACGUUUUGAUUUCGAAAGAGAUAGCGGAGAGGGUGAGUUCUAUUAAAUAAAUGUUGAAUUCAAUGGAGGGUGGAGAAAUUAGUAUCUCGGCCUACGACACUGCAUGGGUGGCUCUAGUCGAAGAUAUUCAUGGAAGUGGUGUUCCUCAGUUCCCUUCUAGCAUUCGGUGGAUCGUCGAAAAUCAGCUCCCAGAUGGUUCUUGAGGUGACCGUGGGAUGCUCUCUGCUCACGAUCGGAUACUAAACACUUUGGCUUAUGUGGUUGCAUUGAAAUCAUGGAACGUAUACCCAGAGAGAUGGGAGAAAGGUAUGACAAAAUUAACUAAAUACUGGUUCAUCAUCAGUUGUACGUAUUAUCAGUUCAUCAAUUGAGUGUGAUGAUUAUAUAGGCUAAUUAAUUAAGAUGGGUUUUGCUUUGGCUUACUAGGAAUGUUAUUCAUUCGGGAGAACAUGUGCAUGCUCGAAACUGAAAAUGCAGAGAACAUGCCGAUAGGCUUUGAAAUUGCUUUCCCCUCUCGUAUUGAAAUUGCUAAAUAUCAGGAUUUGCAAGUUCCAGAUGAUUCUGCUUUCAUGCAAGAGAUAUAUACCAAGCGGAACGCCUCAGCUUUCUGCUUUCAUGCUUUCCCUUCUCUAAAUUGUUUUUUCUCAGUACCUACCUAAUGUCUAUCCUGUCGACUUGUUUGAACAUAUUUGGGCUGUUGA